GCGCCUCUUCCUCUUCCUCCGCCCCCCUCCCCUACCUCUCCCUAGUGCGCAGGCGCCGGCCCAGUCCCCGCGAGAAGAUGAACUUGGAGCGGCUGCGGAAGCGCGUACGCCAGUACAUAGACCAGCAACAAUAUCAAAGUGCUCUAUUUUGGGCGGACAAAGUAGCCUCCUUGUCUCAUGAGGAACCACAAGACAUUUAUUGGUUGGCCCAGUGUCUUUACCUUACUGCUCAGUAUCACAGGGCAGCACAUGCCCUUCGCUCACGUAAGCUAGACAAGUUAUAUGAAGCCUGUCGAUACCUUGCUGCUAGGUGUCAUUAUGCUGCAAAGGAACACCAGCAAGCUCUUGAUAUUCUUGAUAUGGAAGAACCAAUUAACAAAAGAUUAUUUGAAAAAUACUUGAAAGAUGAAAGUGGCCUAAAAGAACCUUCUAAUGACUGGGAAAUGUCCCAAUCUUCAAUUAAAAGUUCUAUUUGCCUUUUGCGAGGAAAGAUCUAUGAUGCUCUAGAUAAUCGAACCUUAGCAACUUAUAGCUACAAAGAAGCCUUGAAGCUUGAUGUCUACUGCUUUGAAGCAUUUGAUCUUUUAACAUCACACCACAUGCUGACAGCACAAGAAGAAAAAGAGCUACUUGAAUCCCUACCUCUUGGCAAGCAAUGCACAGAAGAACAAGAAUUGCUGCGUUUUCUUUUUGAGAAUAAGUUAAAGAAAUAUAAUAAGCCUAGUGAAACUGUCAUUCCUGAAUCUGUAGAUGGUCUGCAGGACAAUCUGGAUGUGGUAGUAUCUUUGGCAGAAAGACAUUAUUAUAACUGUGAUUUUAAAAUGUGCUACAAGCUGACUUCAGUAGUAAUGGAAAAAGAUCCUUUCCAUGCAAAUUGUUUACCUGUCCAUAUAGGGACUCUUGUGGAACUGAAUAAAGCAAAUGAGCUUUUCUAUCUCUCUCAUAAAUUGGUGGAUUUAUACCCUAGUAAUCCUGUAUCUUGGUUUGCAGUAGGAUGUUAUUAUCUAAUGGUUGGACACAAAAAUGAACAUGCCAGAAGAUAUCUCAGCAAAGCGACAACACUUGAAAGAACCUAUGGUCCUGCAUGGAUAGCAUAUGGACAUUCAUUUGCAGUUGAGAGUGAGCAUGACCAAGCAAUGGCAGCUUACUUCACGGCAGCACAGCUGAUGAAAGGAUGUCACUUACCAAUGCUGUAUAUUGGAUUGGAAUAUGGUUUAACCAACAAUUCAAAAUUGGCUGAAAGAUUUUUCAGCCAAGCUCUAAGUAUUGCACCUGAAGAUCCUUUCGUUAUGCAUGAGGUUGGAGUGGUUGCAUUUCAAAAUGGCGACUGGAAAACAGCUGAAAAAUGGUUUCUUGAUGCAUUAGAAAAAAUUAAAGCCAUUGGAAAUGAGGUAACAGUUGACAAAUGGGAACCUUUGUUAAACAACUUGGGCCAUGUAUGCAGAAAGCUUAAAAAAUAUGAAGAAGCAUUAGAGUACCAUCGUCAAGCCUUAGUGUUGAUUCCCCAGAAUGCUUCCACCUAUUCUGCCAUAGGUUAUAUACAUAGCCUAAUGGGCAACUUUGAAAGUGCAGUUGAUUAUUUUCAUACGGCCCUUGGACUUAGAAGAGAUGAUACAUUUUCUGUUACCAUGCUUGGGCAUUGCAUUGAAAUGUACAUUGGUGACUCAGAAGCUUAUAUUGGUACAGAGAUCAAAGACAAGUUGAGGUGUUAUGACUUUGAUGUACAUACAAUGAAGACACUGAAAAACAUCAUUUCACCUCCAUGGGAUUUCAGGGAAUUUGAUGUAGAAAGACAGACUCUGGAAGAAACUGGGCUUAUACCAAUAGAAAUGUCACAUCAUUCAAGGAAGAAUACAGAUUCUAGGCCUCCAUUGGAAGAAACCUUUGAAAUUGAAAUGAAUGAAAGUGACAUGAUGUUAGAAACAUCCAUGUCGGACCAUAGUACAUGAUUCAGAGCCCGAUUGGAAUUUCAUUUUGUCUUAAUAUGUUAGUAUUUUGUCACAUCCUUGUCAUGUUUGAAGAAUUUGCUAUUUUUUUAUAUGAAUCCAAACUGCAUCUCUACAUCUAGCAGCGGAGAACUAAUGCCUGCCUUAAAAGACUGGAUAGCACACCUUCACAACAGAUGGUUUUCCAAUUUUACUGAUUCUAAAAAAAGUUACACAUUAUGGAAUAAAGAAGGUAAACCAUCUUAAGUUUUUUAAACUGUAAUGAGCUUUGACUGCUAUUAAAACUGUGAUAAAUACUAAGAAAUUAAUAUGAAAUUGUUUACAAUACAUAUCAAAAUUAAUUUAAAACAGCUAAAAGUUGUUAUAGUGUUAAGGCUACCAGACUUAUAGCCUAUCAGUGAAGCACAUUUUGUCAUUUUAAAAAAGCCAAAAGAAUUAUAGGGAAUCUUAGUGCAAAACUUGCAUUUUGUUCUUUAAAAUAAAUAACUUCAAAUUAA
Sarcophilus harrisii (Tasmanian devil) is the source of this 2443-nucleotide messenger RNA. It is a transcript of the gene CDC16, whose product is annotated as cell division cycle 16. Gene Ontology annotation, biological process: cell division. Gene Ontology annotation, molecular function: protein binding. The transcript has 18 exons. The record is from RefSeq and is a predicted model, not a curated record. NCBI's taxonomy places the organism in Eukaryota, Metazoa, Chordata, Mammalia, Dasyuromorphia, Dasyuridae. The coding region runs from base 78 to 1949 and encodes 623 amino acids.